AUCGAGCCUCGCCGCUAAUUACCUCCAGCUGUGGCCGAGCGGCGCUUUUACGCGCAGAUUGAAAGUUAAAGAUUGAAGGACAGCAGCUUUUUGCGAUGAAAGCGAACUGGUACCUCAGCAUCUUAUGGAGUGUUUUAUCACUUAGUCACCUCAGCUGCGCGCUGGACACGGACGAGUCUCCAUUUAGGAUUAGGAAAAGGACCAAAUCCAAACCGCCAGGGACAGGGGACCGGGGACCUUUUACGAAGCUCCGACUUGCAGGCACUCGACUCGGUUCACGGGGGCCUUACCUUCCUCCUCCUCUUCCUCCUCCGGCACCUCGAUCCGUGCGUCCGGGAGACGCAGAGGCAAAGACCCCGCCGGACUUUGCGUACCUCCCGGACGUCUCCGUGACCUGCUCCACGUCGGACUUUGUCGUGCGGGUCAAACCGUCUUUCUACGGUCUGGGCGCUGGAGCCGAGGAGCUCAAAUUAGGCAGCAGCUGCAACAGCAACGGGGUCCUCAGGCCGUACGGGGACCUGCUCUUCACGUAUCCGCUGACGUCUUGCGACGCCGUGCGCGAGUCGCCCUGCGGUUAUCUGAUCUACAAAUAUGUGCUCCAUUAUGAGCCUUCGCCAAGACGUUUACCAGGCAGAGCGCACCGGAUCGAUGUCGACAUUGAAUGCCGUUACCACAGGAAUCACCAUGUGUACCAACUGGCUGUGCAGCCCACAUGGGAAACGACUGUUGUGCGUAAAAGGCUGAAGGGGGCUCCAAGUGACUUCCUGAUGGAGUUGAUGGAUGAUUCAUGGAGCAGACCAGUCAAGUUCCAAGAGUACCAGAUUGGAAAGACCAUUAACUUGCAGGUCUCCGCUCCUAAUAUCACAACUACUGGGAAAGUCUAUAUCAACACCUGCUAUGCUACACCAUCCAGUGGCUCUACAUCAUCCCUCAAAUACGCCAUCAUUGACAAUUUUGGCUGUAUGUUGGACAGCAAGAGCGACCCAGGGGGCUCUCAGUUUAUCUCUCGGACAGACAAGACCCUGAGAUUCUCCCUCAAGGCUUUCCAGUUUACGUUCGACCCGGACACUGAGGUCAAUAUUCACUGCAAAGUGUUUGUCAUGGCGGAGGACCCGGGUCCUGCCCACAAAUCAUGCACCUACAUAGCAAACAGAUGGAAGGCCCUCGCUGGGGAUGACUCCGUCUGUAAAUGCUGUGAUUCACAAUGUGUGAGUUCUAAAGCUCGGCGGGCCUUGACGGAAGGUUCUGCCAGCAGUGGUCCACUGUUGGUCUCUGACCAGCCGUACUCUGCAGAAGAUAGCUUUCCACCAGACGGCGAGGCCACAAUAAACCACAACGAUGAGCUAAAAAGUGACGAGGACCUUUGGGAAAGUCCAGAUUUUGUAGAGAACGAUUACUACGAAGAGCAAGACUACGCCGAUGAAGAGGAGGGUGGCUUUAUCCUUGGAGCGAUGCCAGAACCUGAUUUGGAUGAGUUAGGUUUUCAGGGAAGGGUCUUUACGGACGACAAAGAGUUUGAAGUGAAGGAUUCAAAUCCGUUCGAAGAGGAUGGGUUCGAGUAUGUAGUAGAGGAGAGUGAUUUGAACCAGAAGGAAGCCGAAGUGGCGCGACAUUGGGUGGAGGCGGCGGAAAUGUUCCCGCCAGAAGAACACCUACAGAUGCUCGUAUCUGAAGGUGAAGAAAACACUAAGCAUACAGGUGGAGGAGGAGGAGGAGAGGAUCUGUGGACGGACUCUGAGGUGGAGUGGAACAAUGAUGAAGGCCAGGCAGAUUUAUUAAAUGAUGGUGAAAUGACCUGGUUUUUCAGAUGGAGGUAGCAUUAGUUAAUGAAUAGAGAAGUACUCUGCUUAAAGACUUUUGUAACUCUCCAUGAUGGACAAAUAUUCAAACUUAUUUCAAUAAAAACAUGAAAAUGCA
Molecule: messenger RNA, 1917 nt
Organism: Gasterosteus aculeatus aculeatus (three-spined stickleback)
Lineage: Eukaryota; Metazoa; Chordata; Actinopteri; Perciformes; Gasterosteidae
Product: zona pellucida sperm-binding protein 3
Biological process (GO): binding of sperm to zona pellucida; positive regulation of acrosome reaction; egg coat formation
Cellular component (GO): extracellular matrix
Molecular function (GO): acrosin binding
Source: RefSeq, a predicted model, not a curated record